Pipistrellus kuhlii (Kuhl's pipistrelle) is the source of this 7457-nucleotide messenger RNA. RefSeq names its product transcription factor 20 (gene TCF20). Bases 350 to 6265 code for a protein of 1971 amino acids. The record is from RefSeq and is a predicted model, not a curated record. Gene Ontology annotation, cellular component: nucleus. Gene Ontology annotation, biological process: regulation of transcription by RNA polymerase II. The transcript has 6 exons. Lineage: Eukaryota; Metazoa; Chordata; Mammalia; Chiroptera; Vespertilionidae.
UAUUUCCUGUGUGUUGGGAGAAUGGAGAGAAAAAAUCCCGAAUCGAGCGGCUUUCCGCCCCAGCGAGGCGGCCGCGGCCUCCGCCUGGGGAGCCCGCCCUGAGGCGCGCCCGACCGGGGAGCGAGCGCGCGGGCCGGAGCGAGCCUCCAGAGGCCGCGGCCGCGGCCCCGGCCCGCCCCGCCGCCGGCCCGGGCGCCCGAGCUGGAGGCGGCGGAGGCUCCCCCACCCCCACCCCGCGCAGCGCCGCCUGCCGCCGCUCCCUCCCCUCCCGCCCCCGGCCGAGGCCGAGGGACCGGGCGGGGGUCUCCCGCAGGAGGGCUGUUGGCCCGCCUCUGUGCUGUUGAACAGUAUGCAGUCCUUUCGGGAGCAAAGCAGUUACCACGGAAACCAGCAGAGCUACCCACAGGAAGUACACGGCUCCUCCCGGCUAGAAGAGUUCAGCCCUCGCCAGGCCCAGAUGUUCCAGAAUUUUGGGGGCGCAGGUGGUGGUGGUGGCAGCAGUGGCAGCAGCAGUGGUGGUGGGCGGCGAGGGACAGCAGCGGCUGCAGCAGCGAUGGCUAGCGAGACUUCUGGCCAUCAAGGCUACCAGGGUUUCCGGAAAGAGGCUGGAGACUUCUACUACAUGGCAGGCAACAAAGACCCCGUGGCGGCAGGCACCCCGCAGCCGCCUCAGCGAAGGCCUUCUGGGCCUGUGCAGAGCUAUGGACCCCCCCAGGGGAGCAGCUUCGGCAAUCAGUAUGGGAGUGAGGGUCACGUGGGCCAGUUUCAAGCACAGCACUCUGGCCUUGGUGGUGUGUCUCAUUAUCAGCAGGACUACACGGGGCCUUUCUCUCCAGGGAGUGCUCAGUACCAGCAGCAGGCAUCCAGCCAGCAGCAGCAGCAGCAAGUCCAGCAGCUGAGACAACAGCUUUACCAGUCCCAUCAGCCUCUGCCACAGGCCACUGGCCAGCCAGCGUCAGGCUCAUCCCACCUGCAGCCGAUGCAGAGGCCCUCAGCUCUGCCAUCCUCUGCCGCUGGUUACCAGCUACGUGUGGGUCAGUUUGGCCAGCACUACCAGUCUUCUGCUGCCGCCGCCGCCGCCUCCUCCUCCUCCUCCUCUUUCCCAUCACCACAGCGUUUCAGUCAGUCUGGGCAGAGCUAUGACAGCAGUUACAAUGUGAAUGCUGGAUCCCAGUAUGAAGGGCAUAAUGUAGGUUCUAACGCACAGGCUUAUGGAUCACAAUCAAAUUACAGCUAUCAGCCUCAAUCUAUGAAAAAUUUUGAACAAGCAAAGAUUCCACAAGGAACCCAGCAGGGGCAGCAGCAGCAGCAGCAGCAGCAGCCACAGCAGCAGCCUCAGCAGCAACAGCCGCAGCAGCAGCAGCAGCAGCACGUGAUGCAGUACUCCAACGCUGCCACCAAGCUGCCCCUGCAGAGCCAGGUGGGGCAGUACAACCAGCCCGAGGUUCCCGUGAGAUCGCCCAUGCAGUUCCACCAGAACUUCAGCCCCAUUUCCAACCCUUCCCCAGCCGCCUCUGUGGUUCAGUCUCCAAGCUGUAGCUCCACCCCGUCUCCUCUUAUGCAGAGCGGGGAGAAUCUCCAGUGCGGGCAAGGCAGUGUGCCCAUGGGGUCUAGAAACAGAAUCCUACAGUUAAUGCCUCAGCUCAGCCCAACCCCAUCGAUGAUGCCCAGUCCGAAUUCUCACGCUGCCAGCUUCAAAGGGUUUGGACUCGAAGGAGUGCCAGAAAAGCGCCUGACGGACCCUGGGCUGAGCAGUUUGAGUGCCCUGAGUACUCAAGUGGCCAAUCUUCCUAACACUGUCCAGCACAUGCUCCUUUCUGAUGCCCUGACACCUCAGAAGAAGACCUCCAAGAGGCCCUCCUCCUCUUCCAAGAAAGCAGACAGCUGCACCAACUCUGAAGGCUCCUCCCAGCCCGAAGAACAGCUGAAGUCCCCCCUGGCAGAGUCACUGGAUGGAGGCUGCUCCAGCAGUUCCGAGGAUCAAGGCGAGAGAGUCAGGCAGCUGAGUGGCCAGAGCACCAGCUCUGACACCACCUAUAAGGGUGGAGCCUCAGAGAAAGCCGGCUCCUCCCCAGCACAAGGCGCUCAGAAUGAAGCCCCCGGACUCAGUGCCAGUCCUGCAGCCAGAGAAGAGGCCGCCUCGCCAGGUGCUAAGGAGCCGCCAUCAUCAUCCGAGGGCAACCCAAAAGUCAAUGAGAAGACCAUUGGGGUGAUUGUCUCCCGGGAAGCCAUGACAACUCGGGCAGAAAAGCCUGGUGGACAAGAUAAAGGCUCUCCAGAGGAUGAGCCCACAGCCGCUCAAAGGCCCCCCAGCACGGGCGGGCCCAAGGAAACCAGCCAUGCCUCAGUUCCACAGCCAGAGCCUCCAGCAGGAGGGGGCAAAGGGAACAGGAGUGGCGAUAACCCCAACCACAAUGGAGAGGGCAAUGGCCAGAGCGGGCACCCCACAGCAGGCCCUGGCUUCAUAGGCAGAACUGAGCCUAGCAAAUCUCCCGGAAGCCUGCGCUAUAAUUACAAAGACAGCUUCGGGCCCGCCGUGCCAAGGAGUGUGGGUGGCUUUCCUCAGUAUCCUGCAGGACAAGAGAAGGGGGAUUUCACUGGCCAUGGGGAGCGGAAGGGCAGAAAUGAGAAGUUCCCCAGCCUCCUGCAGGAAGUGCUUCAGGGCUACCACCACCACCCAGACAGGAGAUACUCUAGGAGUGCUCAGGAGCAUCAGGGCAUGGCUGGUGGUCUAGAAGGAACCGCAAGGCCUAAUGUCUUAAUUAGUCAAACCAAUGAAUUAGCUAGCAGGGGCCUUUUGAACAAAAGCAUUGGGUCCCUAUUAGAAAACCCCCACUGGGGCCCCUGGGAGAGGAAAUCGGGCAGCUCAGCUUCGGAAAUGAAACAGAUCAAUUUGGCUGACUAUCCGAUUCCCAGAAAGUUUGAAAUAGAGCCUCAGUCAUCAGCCCAUGAGCCCGGGGGUUCCCUCUCCGAAAGAAGAUCCGUGAUCUGUGACAUUUCUCCACUAAGACAGAUUGUCAGGGACCCGGGGGCUCACUCGCUGGGACACAUGGGUGCUGACACCAGACUGGGGAGGAAUGAACGUCUCAAUCCGAGUUUAAGUCAGUCAGUCAUUCUUCCAGGUGGCUUGGUGUCCAUGGAAACAAAACUAAAAUCCCAGAGCGGGCAGAUAAAAGAGGAAGACUUUGAGCAAUCCAAAUCCCAAGCUAGUUUCAACAACAAGAAAUCUGGAGACCACUGCCAUCCUGCUAGCAUCAAGCACGAGUCUUACCGAGGCAAUGCCAGCCCUGGAGCUGCCACCCAUGACUCCAUCUCAGACUAUGGCCCUCAAGACAGCAGACCCACAGCCAUGCGGCGGGUCACUGGCAGAAUGGGUGGUCGGGAGGGCAUGAGGGGUCGGCCCCCUUCUCAGUAUCAUGACUUUGCAGAAAAACUGAAGAUGUCUCCCGGGAGGAGCAGGGGCCCAGGGGGAGACCCUCAUCACAUGAACCCACAUAUGACCUUUUCAGAGAGGGCCAACCGGAGCUCAUUACAUGCUCCCUUUUCUCCCAACUCGGAAAGCCUGGCCUCUGCGUAUCACGCAAACACGCGGGCUCAUGCUUAUGGGGACCCCAAUGUAGGUUUGAAUUCUCAGCUCCAUUACAAGAGGCAGAUGUACCAGCAGCAACAAGAGGAAUAUAAGGACUGGAGCAGCAGCUCCACUCAGGGAGUGAUCGCUGCGGCCCAGCACAGGCAGGAGGGCGCCCGGAAGAGCCCAAGGCAGCAGCAGUUCCUGGACAGAGUGCGAAGCCCUCUGAAAAAUGACAAAGAUGGUAUGAUGUAUGGCCCGCCGAUGGGGACUUACCAUGACCCCAGCGGCCAGGAAGGUGGGCGCUGCCUCAUGUCUAGUGAUGGUCUGUCUAACAAGGGCAUUGAAUUGAAGCAUGGCUCCCAGAAGUUACAGCAAGAAUCUUGCUGGGAUCUUUCUAGGCAGACUUCUCCAGCCAAAAGCUGCCCUCCAGGAAUGUCCAAUCAAAAAAGAUACGGACCGCCCCAUGAGACCGAUGGGCAUGGCCUGGCUGAGUCCGCACAGUCAUCCAAGCCUGGCAGUGUUAUGCUGCGGCUCCCGGGGCAAGAGGAUCAUUCUUCUCAAAACCCCCUGAUCAUGAGGAGGCGUGUCCGUUCCUUUAUCUCUCCUAUUCCCAGUAAGAGGCAGUCACAAGACGCCAAAAACAGCAACACUGAAGACAGAGGGCGCCUCCUCCACCCACCGAAAGAAGGCGCUGAUAGAGCGUACAAUUCCUAUGCCCAUCUUUCUCACAGCCAGGACUUCAAGUCCAUCCCCAAGAGAGAAUCCGCCAAGGACCUCACAAGCUCAGACAAUAGAAGCUGCCCUCCUGUUACCCUCACAAGUCCUGCUAAGACCAAAAUACUGCCCCCACGCAAAGGACGGGGACUGAAAUUGGAAGCUAUCGUUCAGAAGAUCACUUCCCCAAAUGUCAGGAGGAGUGCGUCCUCCAACAGUGCAGAGGCGGGGGGCGACACGGUCACUCUGGAUGACAUCCUGUCUCUGAAGAGUGGCCCUCCUGACGGGGGGAGCGUUGCUGCUCAGGAUGCCGAGAUGGAGAAGAGGAAAGGGGAGGUGGUGUCUGACCUGGUCUGUCCAACAAACAAGGAGCUGAACAUAGAAAAGCCUCUUGCAAGGUCUUCAGAGGAGUGGCGUGGCAGUGGGGACGACAAAACGAAGACUGAGACACACCCGGACACGGUCACUGCUGGCAAGGAACCCCCUGGUGCCAUGACAUCCGCAACCUCACAGAAACCUGGCGGUAACCAAGGGAGACCAGAUGGCUCCCUGGGCGGGGCAGCGCCUUUAGUCUUCCCUGACUCUAAGAAUGUCCCUGCAGCCGGCGGGCUGGCCCCUGAGGCAAACCCCAAGGCCGAAGAGAAGGAGGCCGAUGCAGUGACCAUUUCCCCCAAACAGGAGGGUUUCCCCCCAAAGGGGUAUUUCCCUUCAGGAAAGAAGAAGGGGAGACCCAUUGGUAGUGUGAAUAAGCAAAAGAAACAGCAGCAGCCACCGCCUCCACCCCCUCAGCCCCCCCAGAUACCAGAAGGUUCUGCAGAUGGAGAGCCAAAGCCAAAAAAGCAGAGGCAAAGGAGGGAGAGAAGGAAGCCUGGGGCACAGCCAAGGAAGCGGAAAACCAAACAAGCAGUUCCCAUCGUAGAACCCCAAGAACCUGAGAUCAAACUCAAGUAUGCCACCCAGCCACUGGAUAAAAGUGAUGCCAAGAACAAGUCUUUUUUCCCUUACAUUCAUGUAGUAAAUAAGUGUGAACUCGGAGCCGUAUGUACAAUCAUCAAUGCUGAAGAAGAGGAACAGACCAAAUUGGUGAGGGGUCGGAAGGGGCAGAGGUCUCUGACCCCGCCCCCCAGCAGCACCGAGAGCAAGGCGCUCCCAGCCUCGUCCUUCAUGCUGCAGGGACCUGUGGUGACCGAGUCUUCUGUGAUGGGCCACCUGGUCUGCUGUCUGUGCGGCAAGUGGGCCAGUUACCGGAACAUGGGGGACCUCUUUGGACCCUUCUAUCCCCAAGAUUAUGCAGCCACUCUCCCGAAAAACCCGCCUCCUAAGCGGGCCACGGAAAUGCAGAGCAAAGUUAAGGUACGGCACAAAAGCGCUUCCAACGGCUCCAAGACGGACACUGAGGAGGAGGAGGAGCAGCAGCAGAAGGAGCAGAGGAGCCUGGCCGCCCACCCCAGGUUUAAGCGGCGGCACCGCUCCGAAGACUGCGGCGGAGGCCCUCGGUCCCUGGCCCGGGGGCUUCCCUGUAAGAAGGCACCCGCAGAGGGCGGCAGCGAAAAGACUGUUUUGGACUCAAAGCCCUCUGCGCCCACCACUUCAGAAGGUGGCCCUGAGCUGGAGUUACAAAUCCCUGAACUACCUCUUGACAGCAAUGAAUUUUGGGUCCAUGAAGGUUGCAUUCUCUGGGCCAAUGGAAUCUACCUGGUCUGCGGCAGGCUCUACGGCCUGCAGGAAGCGCUGGAAAUAGCCAGAGAGAUGAAAUGUUCCCACUGCCAGGAGGCAGGCGCCACCCUGGGCUGCUACAACAAAGGCUGCUCCUUCCGCUACCAUUACCCGUGUGCCAUCGACGCAGAUUGCUUGCUACAUGAGGAGAACUUCUCGGUGAGGUGCCCCAAGCACAAGCCUCCCCUCCCAUGCCCUCUCCCCGCCUCGCAGAACAAGACCGCGAAAGGCAGCCUCAGCACAGAGCAGUCGGAGCGGGGGUGAGGGGGGAUGUGCCGUGGGAAUGGAGUACAGCAAGCACAGGUGAGACUGUGGAGAUGAGGAGGAGACACUCGUGACGGAUGGAAAUGGUCCUACUGUGCAGCCACACCCCGCCCCGCCCCGCUGUGCCCACCCGCCUGCCAGCACCUCCCAAGUCCUUACAUCACACUCAACCGUGACACCACAGGAAAGAGACCCAAGAAGUCAGAAUGGCUGUUUCCAUGGACACAAUCUCCAUAGUGACGAUGCGGGGGGAGGGGGGAGGGGGAAAGGGAAAGGGUGGGGGGAAUUAAAAGGGAGGGACAAAAUAUAUAUAUAUAAAUCUAUUUUUAGUCUGGAAAGACUUUGUUUAAAUGAAAGGUGCGCUGUCCCUUUUGAUUCUAUUUUAAAAUUAUCUAGCUAAAGAACUCCAAAUUGGUUCCAAUAACGAAAUUUAAAUGUGAAAUUGAACUCAACAAACUCUCAUCUCAGCAAGGACGGGGUGUGGCUCUGCCUGUCAGCCUGUCUCCCGCCCACUCAGAUCUCUAGACCCAGAAUUGAAAGUAGAACACACCCAAACCAUUUGUCAUUAAUUUCUCUCAAAGUGGGGAGUUGGGGGAGGGGAGUGGGGGUGGUCCAUGUUUUCAAGAAUGGGAGAAUAAUGUUUAAACACAAAAAUAAAUUUUUUCAUUUCCAGAAACACUAUUUAUUUAUUAUUUUUAGAUUUUAUCUUUUUGGGGGUGAAAUUGGUAGAUGCCCGAGGUCACAGCUGUGAGCUGCGUCACUGAGGCCAGGGGAACCCCGCCUCCCGGGUGUGCAGGUGGGCGGCAGGGCCAGCCCAGUGGGGGCCGCGGCAGGACAGGAAGUCCGUGCGGAGGCCAGGGCUGUCUGAGCGGUGCGUAAGCUGGCCAGGACACCCUCAGCCCUUUAUUCUUUCUGCUUUUGUUUUUAUAAAGGAAAAGGGGCCUGUCGGUUGAACAGCCCCAUGCUAUGUGAUUCUUUAUGUUGUAUUGUUUUGUUUUGUAAAGUGUAUAAUUUUUAAAUAUCUGAGUUUUAAAAAAAAAAGAAAAAGUACAAAAAAAAUCCUUGUUAAGGCCUUAAGAAGGGGUUAGUGCAUCUUUCAGGGGUCACUCUGCCGUGGGGAUAAAAUAGCUGUUUCACAAACAGUUUUAUUUAAAAAAAAUCAAAAAAAAUAAUAAACUUCAUUUUAACCUUG